Pseudophryne corroboree (corroboree frog) is the source of this 3058-nucleotide messenger RNA. Its product is annotated as zinc finger protein OZF-like. The transcript has 4 exons. The coding region runs from base 23 to 1729 and encodes 568 amino acids. NCBI's taxonomy places the organism in Eukaryota, Metazoa, Chordata, Amphibia, Anura, Myobatrachidae. The record is from RefSeq and is a predicted model, not a curated record.
CAGGGGUCUGUACAAGGACGUGAUGAUGGAGAAUCACCGGCCCCUCACAUCACUGGAUGGGCUCAGUAACAGAGAUACCCCAGAGAGAUGUCCCCGUGCUCUGUAUUCCCAGGAUUGUACAGAGGAGAAUCACAGGACCCCACAGGAGGAUCGGGUAGAACGUCUGUCUAAUAUUAAAACAGAAGAUAUAGAGGAAGAAGAAGACACGUAUGUGACUGCUAUAAAGGCAGAAGAUAUAGAGGGAGAACAAGACACGUAUGUGACUGAUAUAAAGGCAGAAGAUGUAGAGGGAGAAGAAGAGACGUAUGUGACUGAUAUAAAGGCAGAAGAUAUAGAAGGAGAAGAGAUGUAUGUGACUGAUAUAACGGCAGAAGAUAUAGAGGGAGAAGAUGGGACGUAUUUGACUGAUAUAAAGGCAGAAGAUACAGAGGAAGAAGAAGAGACGUAUGUGAGGGGUGAUCAGCAGUGUAAGGAGGAGGAGAUCCCUACAGAUAUCGGCACAGCAGACGGACACACAAGCAGGAAUAUCUCAGAAGGACAUCUAAUGUUAUCCCCGGAUUGUGACAUAAAAGAUAAUGACAGUAGACAGGAUUCUUCAGGAGAUAAUCCCAUUACACCAGUUAUACAUCCAGCUUUAUCAGCUGAUCCCUCUGAUCCUGGGAAAUGUUCUCCUGAUCAGUCUGAUAUUGGUGCAUCUGUUCCAGCUCUGACAGUAGAUACAGUGUUUCCAUGUUCUAUAGAUGCCAAAUGUUUUACACAAAACACAAAGCCUAUUAACCCACACACAGGUAAGGCAGGUGGAAGGCCACUGAUAUGUUCUGAGUGUGGGAAAUGUUUUACAUACAAAGCAGCUUUUGUUACACAUCAGAAAACUCACACAGGUGAGAAACCAUUUCCAUGCUCUGAGUGUGGGAAAUGUUUUACAUACAAAUCAGCUUUUGUUACACAUCAGAGAUAUCACACAGGUGAUAGGCCAUUUCCGUGUUCUGAGUGUGGAAAAUGUUUUAUACAAAAAUCACGUCUUGUUAUACACGAGAGAAGUCACACUGGUGAAAAACCAUUUACAUGUUCUGAGUGUGGAAAAUGUUUUAUUCGAAAAUCAACUCUUGUUAUACAUGAGAGAAGUCACAAUGGUGAGAAACCAUUUCCAUGUUCUGAGUGUGAGAAAUGUUUUAUAUAUAAGUCACAACUUGUUAGACAUGAGAGAUAUCACACAGGUGAGAAACCAUUUCCAUGUUCUGAGUGUGGAAAAUGUUUUAUUCAAAGCUCAGCUCUUUUUAUACAUAAGAAAAGUCACACAGGUGAGAAACCAUUUCCAUGUUCUGAGUGUGGGAAAUGUUUUAUACAUAAGUCACAACUUGUUACACAUCAGAGGAGAAGUCACAUAGGUGAAAAACCAUUUCCAUGUUCUGAGUGUGGAAAAUGUUUUAUACAUAAGUCACAUCUUAUUACACAUCAGAGAAGUCACACAGGUGAAAAACCAUUUCCAUGUUCUGAGUGUGGGAAAUGUUUUGUAAACAAAUCAGCUCUUGUUAGACAUGAGAGAAAUCACACAGGUGAGAAACCAUUUCAAUGUUCUGAGUGUGGUAAAUGUUUUGUACAGAAAUCAGAUCUUGUUACACAUGAGAGACGUCACACAGGUGAGAAACCAUUUCUAUGUUCUGAGUGUGGGAAAUGUUUUGCACACAAAUCACAUCUCGUUAGACAUGAGAAAAGUCACAUGUUCUGAGUUUGAGAAGUAAAUCAGCUGUUUCACACAAUAGACAUCACACAGGUGAGGAACCGUUAUUAUCUCAUCAUCACCAUUGCCAUGCAAUGUUCCUCAAGGUCCUGUCCUAUCUCCUAUGCUUUUUGCAAUAUACCUGCUGCCACUAGGUGAAUCAAUCAGAUGUCAUGCCCUGGUCUACCACUGCUGUGCCGAUUACCUAUUUUUUGCUCUGUGUACUCGGAACCCAAUACCAAUCCUAAGUGGCUGUCUAGCUGAGCUCCAGGUGUGGGUGAUACCAGUUGGCUGUGACUAAGUUGUGGUGAAACAUCCUUAUGAUAGAGACUCACCUACAAAGGGCAAGGCUACUGCGUUACCAACCAAUAUGGGGGAAGCUUUCUGUCUGACCUCUCAUUACACAACGUAUCCUGAUCCCGGCUCUAUGUGACCUCUCACAUCUAUCACUUGUGUCACAUUACAUCUUAUACCUGUAGUUUUAUGUUUCUGUUUCCCUGUUACCUGUUCUGUAAGAUCACCUGCUCUCAUUGUGUGAGGGGGAGGGGGGGGGUUCACUUUCUAGCAUGAGUGGUAGUUUCUGGAAUUGGAUCGCCCAGAGGAGUGUGGGAGUACCAGCCUGGAGGUGACAGGGGUUAGUUCCUAUUACCUAAUGAUAGGGAUACGGUCUGACUGUCACGUUCCUGGUACACACCGCCGCUCUGCCUAAUAAUGAUUGCCACUUUACAUAUGUGCAGCAAACAUGACACACUACUCAUAGAUCAAGUGGAAAAAGAAAUAGAGGAAUUGGGUCACAACCUAGAAAUUUGGGAAAAAGAUUUGUCAUUUCAAACAGCUUUUGAAAAACAUCAAAAAGAACUGAAGCUUUACGAACAAACAAUAGUAGAUCGGAAGCGGGACAAAUUUAUCAGGGAUAAACGAGAUUUCUCACGUGGGGACAUUUUCAGGUGGAAUUCCAUACCCCACAACAGAAAUCGAAGACAGAGGGACGACUCGACUUUCUCAGAAUUUGAAUCUUCAAAUAGUGGGGACUCAUCCAGCGAGACUCCAGACAACACCAGAUUUAACCAGGGAGAUGGAGAAUUUUCCCCACGUUUUUUAGGCCAGGGUUCGAAACAAAGAGGCCGAGACAAAAACCAAGGAAAACCCGGCGGGGGGGAAAGAAGAGGCGACAGACGCAACCCAGACUGGGACACAUCGAGGACUGCCAGGUAUCCGGCCCGACAGAGGAAGACCCUACGGUAACUCACCUGUCCACAUCCUCAUUACAGGUUAUUAACCUAUCUGGGAGACCCCUUUCAUCUGCACACAUGGCUGUGUUGGCCAAAGGCCUCUCUU